Messenger RNA from Corythoichthys intestinalis (scribbled pipefish), 6248 nucleotides. Its product is annotated as MHC class II regulatory factor RFX1-like. Gene Ontology annotation, cellular component: nucleus. Gene Ontology annotation, molecular function: RNA polymerase II cis-regulatory region sequence-specific DNA binding; DNA-binding transcription factor activity, RNA polymerase II-specific. Bases 168 to 2699 code for a protein of 843 amino acids. The record is from RefSeq and is a predicted model, not a curated record. Gene Ontology annotation, biological process: regulation of transcription by RNA polymerase II. The transcript is spliced from 18 exons. Lineage: Eukaryota; Metazoa; Chordata; Actinopteri; Syngnathiformes; Syngnathidae.
GCAACAGUUGCCCCGGUGAAGGCAAGGCGCCAUAGUCACCGUAGUCCUAGCGACAAGAACCAAGCAACGGGAGUCAACAACAACCCGAAUGUAAAGGGCAAACUUAAGACUAAAAGGGACAUUAUCGAGGAAAAACAGAGAAAUAGCGGCUGAAAGCAUUGGUUGCCAUGGCAACUUCUGGAUACUCGGAAGACCUCCAGCCUCAGCAGACCAACACGGUAACCAUAGCAACGCCGGCUUCCACCACACCCUCAUCAGCAAAGACAGCGGCACACUUCCUGGCUGGACUACCAUUAACCUCUGGAAGCAUUGCAUCUGCUAACCAAUCAGCCAAAACUGGACAGGAUGCACUUUCUUCCCAAGCACCACCUACCCAGGCUCAGAGCCAGAAGGCAGCCGUUUUAGCGGCUCCAGCACGGCACUACAUAAACCCUGAAAUCCAGCACACUGGGGCCCAGAAGAGUAAUGGUCAAAGUACCUCACCACAGUACAUCAUAGUGACAGUUACAGAGGGCUCUGCUCAUUCCAAUGACAGUCUGUCAGAUUCCAGCUCACCAGCCCCUGGAGUGCCUACACAGGUGGUCCAGCCGGUGCAGACCACCACUCAGAGAUCAGUCUUGCAAACGGUGUCACAGGCUGGCAAGAGAAUUCAGUCAGGGCACGUCAACAACCUGCAGUCUGUGCACAUCAACCAGGAGGUGGAGCAAGUAUAUUCUGGCCAAGUACAGUAUGUGGAUGGCGGCGGCACCGACAACGCGUUCAAUACAUCUGCUAUCCGAACAGGCAGCUACUCUUUCUCCGACUCCCCCCUCUACUCUCAGACCCCUCCGGCUUCCUCUUCCUCCAACUUCUACGAAGCCACAUCCAGCUCAGAGUCCGACAUCAGCGCCUCGGUGACGUCGCAGACUCUCUCCUCGUCUGUGGGGGCGGCAGGUGCCACAAGUGGGGGCAACUCUGCCAGUGGGGCGGGUUAUGUCAUUCAGGGGGCUUAUUUAUUAGGAGGCGGGGCAGGAACCGGAGGAGGAGGACAGAGCUACUCCAGCCCCAAUUCACGUGCCCCUCCAGCCACUGUGCAGUGGCUGUGUGACAACUACGAGGGUGCAGAAGGAGUUAGUUUACCCCGCUGCACCCUGUACUACCAUUACCUACUACACUGCCAAGAGCAGAAGCUGGAGCCGGUGAAUGCUGCUUCCUUUGGUAAACUCAUCAGGUCUGUCUUCAUGGGGCUCCGCACUCGAAGGCUUGGGACCCGGGGGAACUCAAAGUAUCACUACUAUGGACUCAGGAUCAAAUCUGGCUCCCCUCUGCUCAGACUCAUGGACGAGCAGCAGCACAUGGCAAUGCGGCAACAGCCUUUCUCACAGAAAAACAGGAUAAAGGCUGUUCAGAAAACAGAGGGGAUUACCAAUGGGACAUCAGGAGGGACGUCCCAGCAGCAGGCAGGAGUGGUUUGUGAUAUUUCUGCCCAAGUCCAGCAGUAUCAACAGUUCCUGGAAGCAUCCCGUCCACUGCCUGAUUUCACUGACAUGAAUCUGCAAGCUCGUAGCCUUCCUGAUGGUAUCUUGCCUGAACACCUCAAAGCCUUUCAGACUCUCUACAGGGAACACUGUGAGGCUGUUCUGGAUGUGAUGGUGAAUCUUCAGUUCACUCUUGUGGAGACGCUUUGGAAGUCUUUUUGGCGGUUCAGCCAAGGCGGUGACGCAGAAACUCUCAACCUCCACCACGAGUCGGAGAAACGUCUGCCUAAAUCGUGCCUGGUUCUGCUGUGUAAGUUCGAGCCUGUACUAAACUGGACCAGAGCGUGUGACAACCUGCUCUAUCAGACACUGGUGGAGAUCCUCAUCCCUGAUGUGCUCCGACCGAUUCCCAGUGCCUUAACCCAGGCCAUCCGUAAUUUUGCCAAAAGUCUGGAGAGCUGGCUGUCCGGCGCCCUAAUGAACAUCCCUGAAGAGAUGGUCCGCAUUAAGGUGGUGUGCGUAGGUUCUUUCUCCCAAACGCUGCGUCGCUAUACCAGCCUGAACCACCUGGCCCAGGCGGCCCGUGCCGUCCUCCAGAACUCGGCCCAGAUCAACCAGAUGUUGUCCGACCUCAACCGCGUGGAUUUCACCAACGUCCAGGAACAAGCAUCUUGGGUGUGUCAGUGUGAGGACCGCAUUGUCCAGCAGCUUGAGCAAGACUUUAAGAUGACCCUACAGCAGCAGAACUCUUUGGAGCAGUGGGCCUCAUGGUUGGAUGGCGUGGUUUCUCAGGUGCUCAAACCUUACGAGGCCAACCCUGUCGCCCUUCCAAAGGCUGCCAAGGUUUUCCUGCUGAACUGGUCCUUCUACAGUUCCAUGGUCAUCCGAGACUUGACCUUGCGAAGCGCUGCCAGUUUCGGAUCCUUUCACCUAAUCCGCUUACUCUACGAUGAGUACAUGUACUACCUGAUCGAGCACAGAGUAGCUCAGGCUAAAGGGGAGACCCCGGUUGCAGUUAUGGGAGAAUUUGCCAGCACCGUCAAGAGCCGAGCCACUCCGGACCUGGAGAAAGAUGAGACAGAGGAGGAUGAGGAUGAGGAGAGUGAGGAGGAGAGCGCCGAUCUGGUUUUGCAGUCCGGCUCUUUGAGCAUGCUGGAAGACAAGGAGCUUUUGGAGCCGCCAGCCAAGCAGCCUAGAACUGCUUUAAACCUGCACAAUCUGACAGAGACGCACAACACAUAGAGAACAUGUAAACACACACUUUGCUGUAACAUCAUCAAGUCAUCCCAUUCUUCACCCACUGUCCUUUGUACUUUGAAUUUCUCAAAGAUACUUUGGUGUUAAGUGUUUGUCCAGCAUGUAUAAGAAAAUGGGAGCGUUUUUUUUUUAAUGCCAAUGAUGUAAUCUUUGCCCUCUGUGCUGCCAUUCUUUUGGUCAUCUAAUCAUGUAUAAUCCCCGUGCCUUCCCAGAACAUUUGGUGGCCAGCGCUGCCCAAACUUGACAUGAUUACCUUAUAUAAUAAUCGUUUGAUAUCCUUAUGCGUCUCCCUUGCCCCGCCUUAAACCUUUACUGGAUGCGGAGAAAUUGUCCACGUGAUUUUUUAAAAUGGCACUCACAUUGCCUUUUAAGCAAUGUCUAUGCAGGGGUGUUCUAUAAUCAGGAACAAGGGAUAUUAGCGGAGUGGCUGUCAUGUUUGAUAUACAGUGAUACCUCUACUUAUGAAUUUAAUCGGUUCUGAAUGUAGUCUCGUAACAUGAAAAUUCUGUAAGUAGACACGCAUUUUCCACGUAAAUGCCCGCAUCUGUUCCAAGCCCCCCCAAAUUCAGACAUAAAUGCAUCAAAACUUGUAACAAAUACAUGUUACAAUUGGAUUAUUGCACAAUAAACAUAAAAUGACAGUUGUGCAUAAUGUAAAAAACCAAGAAUAAAAGUUAAUACAGUCAUGCAAAGCUGUCGGAACACGAGGAGGAUGCUGGGAUACACACAUACGUAUACAGUAAACGUCCCUCUCAGUUUUGCCAAUUUGGUGACUUUCUCGCUAAAUCUGGCAACUUUCCAAAGCCUUGUGGUGACUUUUUUUUUUUUUUUGUCAAAACUGACUAGCGACAAAUCUAGUGACAAGUUACCAUAAUUUUUUCUUAUUCCUUAUUCCUACUGGAUUGUAUUUCUGGUCAAUAUAGUUUUGCAAUGUUAAAAAAAAAAAGUUAGGGUUCACCUGUAGCUAACCAUAUUUAGUUUUUUUUUUAAACUCACUUUUGGCUUCUCCCACGACAUUAUUCCUCUCUCCGACAGCGUCCAUUACAAUGGUGUACCGCAAGCAACACGUCACUUUUGCUCAUUAAUAUUCAUGACGUUAGCAAUUGUUGCUCGUCAGGUCAAGCUUGCGUUUGUCCCUAAUGCUAAAUGCAUGGAAAUAGUGUACGAAUAAUAUCUUUACUGACUUAAACCUACCAAUUCUGUCCGAAAAUAAUGUCCCUGGUACCAAAUUCACUGGUAAAGAUGUGGAAGAACAUAUAAAUGUUCAGUUAAAGAGAUGGCUUGAGUGUCGGGGGCUGAAAAAGACAGGGAAAAAAGCUGACCUGAUCCAGAGGUAGCUUUUUUUUAUCGACCUUUUUCUUGUGUGCGUUGCCUUAUGCCACUGACUAUGACAUUCUCCUGUUUCAACAAUCUAUCCUUUACCACCAUAUGCCCUGUCUUUUUUAUAUAUUAUAUCAUGUGGUUGUCUUACGUCUCUGACCGUUCUUGGAGGUAAUAUACAUUGCUAUUUUUGUGUAGCGAUCGCAAAUGCUACUUAGUGACAGCCAACGAACACUUAUUUUUUUCACUAAUAACAUCUUGAUUAUAUAAUUUAUUUACACUUCCCCCUUACUAAAGUUUUUUUUUUUUUACAACAGAAAAGGUGACAACAGUGGCAGGCAGAUAUCAUUUUAAUUUUUUUAGGUCAUUCAUUGUCAAGACAGAAGCAGCACGGCGAAACGCCACGCUAAAAAAUAAGUAAAAAUAUCAAAAUGGCUUACCUCUUCGUCCACUGUAGGGCCAUGCCCCCCAACAAAAUGUUUACUGCAUAUGAAUGUGAAUGGCUUCACCUUGCUGGCGUUAAACUAGUAUUUUGACGUCCGCACAAGUUGAUCCAUUCUUCACAUUUUUUCCUGCGAGUUUUGGCUUCGGGAAAUGUAUGAAAAAAACAUCCUUCAUACGUCGUAAUGUCUAGAGUCAUUUCUACAAGUUCCAUAGCAGCAGUGUUUACUCGGCAUGUUCUUUUUUGAAAGAUUACCGGCAGAAAAAAGGAGUAAUAAUAACAUGAGUUGUAUGUGAGGGCCUGUCCAUGUUGACCCACUUCCGAGUUACGAUGGCGACGUCACUGUUUAAAAAUAGCAUUCGUGCGGUACGCUAUUGGAUGCAUUCCUGCCUCCUCAGCUGGAGUUUUUGCUAGGCAAAGCAAAGGACCUCUAAGGUGUUAGUCACAUGAUCUGUUCUAAAAAUAAUUUUGACCCACUAUGAACUGCUUUGUAGGGUUCUUAUUCAUUUCAUUCAUUUUUGUUGUUUAUUGCUUUACAACUUUUAUAGCAAACAUUUUAACAGCUAGGUCUCUAUUUUAAAGGGAAAGUUCAGAACAGUUUUCAGACAUUAGGCUUAUUUUUUCAAUUAGUGACGGUUUAAUUAGUCGGUGGAGUUGAUUUCAACAAAUUCAGUGCAGUUUGUCAGUUAUUUGUUAGUUUCAGGGCUCCGGAGUGGCUGAGCUAGUGCGAAUCAAAAGUGCCUUCUCAGCAUGGCAAUAAAAAAAGAUAUUAACAGAUGGUCACCUAAAUUCAAAAUGCAGAUCAUUUCUCGAGAUACCCAUGUGGUUAAAACAAUGUCAAACCCCACUGCCGUAAUUAAUUACAUUCUGUAGGACUAUUUUUUUUUUUUUUUUUUUUUUUUUGGGAUGCAUAAUGCGACCACUAUAGUGAGGAGUGCUUAGGCUACUCGAGCUCAGUCUGCUUUUGUUCCCACAAAAAAAAAAUGUGGUGAAAAAAAAACAAUGUGAUAUCACUCCGCCGUGCUUGCUUCGACAGUCUGUUCCCUGCAGAGCUGCUGGAUUAGAAAUGUUACUGUUCAUACUAUAAUUAUUGACAUGCAAUGAUGAGUUUUAAUAGUUUUAUCCUGAAAACAUGGCCAACACUAUUGAUUGCAUGGGUCAUUGGUGACUCCCAUGCGUGCAUAUGUUGUUGUUUUUAUUGGUAUGCUAAGCGGGCACCAUUGACUCGCGCUAGCUUAGCCAUUCCGGAGCCCCGAAACUAACAAAUAACAAACUGCAUGGAAUUUGUUGAAAUCAACUCCACAGACUAAUAAAUAAAUAACCCCCCGCUAACUCGAAGAUUAAGCCUUACGUCAAAAAUUCUGAACUUCCCAUUUAAAUCAACAGGAAAGUCAAUUACAUGCAAUGACAUUUUUCGUCCAGUGGGAGGCACUGACCCCCCUCAAUCUCCGCCGAUUGCUGCGAACAGCACCUCAUACUGUAUUUUUGCCUCUCGCAUCCUGAAACUUCUUUUGUAACAGGCAAUAUUUGCCUGUUAAGGUGUGUCGUAACCUGAAAACUCAAUUUUUUAGAGACUUUUGUAAGUAGAGGUACCACUGUACAUUCAGUGCGUUUAAUUCAGCCAAUUUACCGUAUGAUUGAUACACUGUGCCUUUGAGAGAUUGUUAAAGCUCAUAUUCUAUAUAUUCUGUAUUGUUGCAUUUAUAUGGGGUUCUGUGAAGUAGCCUUGUUGUUUUUGAACUUUUGUAGCUAUUAAAAAAUCAUGCGAGCCA